Pelodiscus sinensis (Chinese soft-shelled turtle) is the source of this 3519-nucleotide messenger RNA. NCBI's taxonomy places the organism in Eukaryota, Metazoa, Chordata, Testudines, Trionychidae. The record is from RefSeq and is a predicted model, not a curated record.
ACUGAGGUGGGCUGAGAGUGGGACUAGGAAUCACUGAUGGCAGGGAUAUGGCAGGUAGCUUUGCAGACAGCUGUGUGGGGGAAGGGAGCGAUCUUGUGGACAUGUUUAGUCAGCCCCAGAAGCCCUAAUGGGUAGGUUUCCUGUUGUCUCUGUCUCCCCUUCAAGCACCUCUCUCUCUUCCUGUGGACGCACUUGCUGACCUUGUUGCUCAACCCCAGGCGGACAAGGAGGAUGUAAUCCUUUGCGCCAUCCGAACUUGCAGUCGGCUUUUUGGAGCACUCCUGGAGAGGGGGGAACUGUUUGUAGGCCAGCUGCUGGAAGAAGAUACCUUUCUCACAGGAAAGACAGUGUCUGGUUGAUAAUUACAGUGCAGAAGAUAAGUACAAAAUAUGGAUGAGGCAUCGUUAUAAUAGUUGUGUCAACUGUUUGGUGGAGCUGAUGAGCCAUGAGUCUUUUCAGGUCAAGGAAUUGUCACUCUUAACACUUAUGAAGUUUGUUGAGUUGGAAGGGAAAUACCCUUUGGUCAAAGCAGAAUGGAAGGGGAGUUUCAUUUUCCCUUGUGAGUUUUUAAAAUUAGUUGUGGAGAACUUAAUCCCUUGUGAAGAGGACUCUUCACUCCUGAUUUCACGUUUCCAAGAAUACCUAGAGUAUGAUGAUGUUCGGUACUUUGUAAUGAAGGCUGUCACUGAAAAUAUUGGACAAGUCAUGCAGAAGACUAAAGAGGUUCUGCUUCCAAUUUACCAGCAGAAUGUAUUUUCCCUCAUUUCAUCAAUUAGCAUGCCAAGCAAAGAGAAUGAGGUGGUCCAUUUUAUGGUAAAGCAAGCUAACCAAGAAGAAUGGAAGGUAUUGAAGUUAAAGGAGCAUAAACGGGCCUUUGAAAGGAUGUGGCUUGGAUUUCUUAAACACAAGCUACCUACCAGCCUUUACAAAAAGGUUCUUGUAAUUUUGCAUGAUUCUAUCCUGCCUCACUUGAAUGAACCUACUCUCAUGAUAGACUUCCUGACAGUCGCCUAUGACAUAGGUGGAGCAAUCAGUCUCCUAGCCUUAAAUGGGUUAUUUGUUCUGAUUCAUCAGCAUAACCUGGAAUACCCUGACUUCUACAAGAAGCUGUACAGCCUCUUAGAUCCUUCCAUAUACCAUGUGAAGUACCGAGCCCGGUUUUUCCAUUUAGCCGAUUUAUUUUUGUCGUCAUCGCAUUUGCCAGCUUACCUGGUGGCAGCAUUCAUAAAGCGCCUCGCCAGGUUGGCCCUCACUGCUCCUCCCCAGGCUUUGCUGAUGGUCAUUCCCUUCAUCUGCAAUCUUUUCCGGAGGCACCCAGCUUGCAAGGUUCUUGUGCACAGACCUGACGGGCCUGAAGAUCUGUCAGAAGAUCCAUACAUUAUGGAUGAGGAAGAGCCAUCUGAAAGCAGGGCUUUGGAGAGCUCCCUCUGGGAGCUGAAGGCCCUUCAGAGCCACUAUCACCCUGAUGUUGCCCAAGCAGCUGCUGUUGUGAACCAGUCACUGUCUGAACUAGAAGAUGAUAUAUCGGAGCUCCUGGAGCUAUCUGCCUAUGAGCUUUUUGAUAGAGAAAUAAAGAAAAAAGCCACCACCGUGCCCCUGGAGUUUGAACACAUGAAAGGAUUGUUUGGCAAGAAGAACGAUCUCUUCGUGGAGCAUUUUGCGUUAGAAUGAUACUGCCUUUUGAUAAUAAAUGGUUCUCUGUGACUGACUGUGGAAGACACAACUAACUGUUUUGGCUAUGAAGUUGAUAGACUAGGUGAGAUGCUCCUGUGGUCUUUGCCAGCUUCUGUAAAUGGAAUCUUCCUCCUCAUUUCCAUAACAAAUUUCUUGUUUUUCAGUUGCUCCCUUUUGCAUUUUAUUUUCAUCUCCUGCUUGGGGUUAGUAAGAGAUUUUCUCUAUAGACAGUUAAUCCAUAAUUAUUCACUGGUGGGUUCUUGCACCUUCCUAUGAAGCAUCUGUUGUUGGUUAUUGUCAUUGAUUGGAUGCAGGGCUGGAUGGACCUGAUCAGCCCUGGAAACACAUUCAUCAUGUCUGGCCAUCUGUGGAAGCGAUGGGUUUGGUAGCCACAUCAGCCCAUUAAGCCUGAGUCCUGCCCAGGUUUCACUCCUCUUGUAGUGUAGGAGUUGAUGCUCUUCUAGUGAAUCUCAAUAGAUGGCUUGUAAAUUGGUAUCAGGUAAUGACACUGUAACCAUCAUUGUCUGUGUAUAGUUGACAAACUUCAGAUAGGAAUAAACUAAUUUAAUCCAAGAAGUAUUAAUAACUUUUACAACUGACUACAUCUAAUGUGGUGUCAAUAGGAUCAAAUUUUUGCAUACAUAUCAGUCAGUUGGUACAAAGUUGCAUUAGAACAUUACCACAGGCUUACUGAGACUAAACUCCUGGUUUGAUCCUGUGCUGAUCUUGGAUUUAUCUGUGGAAUAAUGAGUUGGUUAAACAUAGUUCCGCUUACACCUUGGAGGAGGAGGAUGAGCCAGUGGAAGCCUGAAUACCAGUCAGGCUUUAAAUAGUACCUUUCCACUGUUUGAUGCAGCUAAGUUGAACAGUUUGAUAAAGCCCCGGACCUAGAUUUCCAGAAGCCAUGCCGAAAUUUCCUUUGCUGUUGAUUUAGGUUUGAAUCUUGCAAAAUGUUGAGUGUACAGCCAGAAAUCCAGCUAAAUACAUGCUUAAUUUUAAGCACAAGAGUAGUCUCUUUUAAAUCAGUGGGAUCCAAUGGUCUUUCACAAAUUUCUCCUGUCCAGUUAAUUUUUAGCUUUGUCUUUCAGCAUUUUGAACAUAAAAAAUGUGUUCAUCCUCUGAAAGAAGCAGGUAAAAGAUGGUAGAGACCUGAUUUUGGAAAGGGGUGAGAGGACACAAGUAGAAAUUCUGCAGAAGUUGGGGCAGAAUAUAUCCUACGACAGUGUCUUCUAACAGUGUCCAUCGUUACAUGUUCUCCAGGCUAUUAAGAGUGGAACACAUAACAAAUUACCAAGGGCCAUCUACAAGCAAUUAAAUAGACAAUUUCUACUAGUGGCUCAGGGAGUUGUUAUCCUACUUCCCAUAGUGCAGUGCUCAACUUCUCUCCUAGGCUGUUUGCCCUUUGGCACCUCCACUAUUUUCAGUUCAGAUAAACUUCCAAAAAGUUUGGCUGGGAUAUUUAAGGGAUCUUUAGGGAGGUAGGUGCUGAAGUCUAGUUAAAUUUCAGUAAGAACAGGACACCUAACUUCCUUCAGUUCCCUUGGAAGUUCCUGCCUUCGUUAUUGCGUCUCUCACAGGACUGUGGUCUCAGCUGGUCUUUUCUCUCUUCUCUGUCUUCUGCUAUGAAUGGAAGGGUGAUGCUGUGGUUGUGACACUAGCCAGUCCCUUGGAAGUCUUGGCGUCAGGCUUCACUUCCUUAGCUGUAAAACGGGAGUGCUAACACAGCCCUACCUCACCGGGAUGUUGUGAGGCUCAUUAAAGAUUAUGAGAUGCUCAGACAUGAUAGUUACAGGUGCCAUGUAAGGACCUAAGAUAUUCUUGAAUAAACAUGAGUUGGAUUUUUAA